Messenger RNA from Microbotryum saponariae, 614 nucleotides. Lineage: Eukaryota; Fungi; Basidiomycota; Microbotryomycetes; Microbotryales; Microbotryaceae. The record is from the annotation of a GenBank genome assembly.
AUGGUGUACUCGUCUCUCUCAGACCCCGAGCACGUCCGCUGCAUGCGACUCGCACUGGACGAGGCCAGCAAGUGCGAGCCGACAUCCACCGCCUUCUGUGUCGGUACGUGGUCUGAGCUUCAUCGCUGUACAAAGCAGAUACUUAUCUCACUUUCAAUGCUUCUCCAACUCCAGGAUGCGUGAUCACCGCGCCCUCGUCGGACGGAUCGUACUCAACGAUCGCGAUGGGCUACUCACGCGAACUCGAGGGCAACACUCACGCCGAACAGAUCGCAUUGACCAAACUGGCAUCUACAUCAACCUACUCUUCGGGGUUACCUCCCUCUACCAGACUCUAUACGACGAUGGAGCCUUGCUCCUUGCGCCUCUCGGGCAACCUGCCUUGCGUCGACCGGAUAUUGCAGACCUCGAUACGGCAAAUCUACGUCGCCGUCCUCGAGCCCGACGACUUUGUGCAAGACGUACAGGGGGUUCAGAAGCUACUGAAUGCAGGGAGACAAGUGGUUGUCGUCGAGGAUCCGGGCUUGAAGGAAGAAUGUCUCCGAGUAGCUAGACGAGGCCACCUUUCCAACGGCGCGGCGGCUCCGGAUGCACUCGUGUCGGCUGCAAAAUGA